AUGAACACUACUACUACCGCCAUCAAAGCAGCGAUCUGCAGACCGCAAAGCUAUUGUUGUCUACUGAAAUCUGCGUUUUUUCAUUCUACUCCAGUCUUAGAACGCAAACGUCGUUCUUCGGAGUCGGACGGCGGUCUUUUCACAACAUGUAAAUCAAAUGCUCAAAAGAAGAAGAGAAGUAAGAAGUUUUUGAGGGAACAUCAAGAAGCAGUGCGUCGUGCUGUUGAACAACUUAAACAAGAAAGAGAAGAGGCCACCAAGAAAGCCAAAGAAGCCAGAGAAGCCGAACAAAAAAAGAAGGGCAAACACGGCUCAAAAAGGCGUUCUGUUUCCUGCGAUGACGACUUUGAAUAUAUAUUCCAAAACUUAUUUACUAAAUCCAGAGAUCAUUAUUAUUCAACCUAUAGAGAGAAGGAACGUCACUGGUGGUAUCAGUCUUCAUGGUCUUCUUAUUACUCUAGCAACUCUUGGAAAUCGAAAUAUAGAUUUUAUGAAGGAGGCGAAGAAGAAGAAGAAGAGAUAAACGAAGAAGAAGAAGAUGAAGAGGCAAAACAACAAGAUGAUGGCUAUAGUUCAAGAAAAUCAAGCGGCUCAGUGCCAGAGUCAAUCCAAUUCCAAGCUUCUCAUAGACAAACACUUGGUUUGAGUCCUUGGGGUCCCUUAAAACUAGAAGAUGUCAAACAAGCAUAUCGAACUUGUGCAUUAAAAUGGCAUCCAGAUCGUCAUGAGGAAUCUACCAAGGCAGCAGCUGAAGAAAAGUUCAAGCUCUGCACUGUGGCUUAUCAAUCUUUACUCGAGAAGCUAGCAGUCAAAUAA
Molecule: messenger RNA, 816 nt
Organism: Camelina sativa (false flax)
Lineage: Eukaryota; Viridiplantae; Streptophyta; Magnoliopsida; Brassicales; Brassicaceae
Product: DnaJ domain protein
Source: RefSeq, a predicted model, not a curated record